Portunus trituberculatus (swimming crab) is the source of this 1396-nucleotide messenger RNA. Its product is annotated as leucine-rich repeat extensin-like protein 2. The record is from RefSeq and is a predicted model, not a curated record. Lineage: Eukaryota; Metazoa; Arthropoda; Malacostraca; Decapoda; Portunidae. The coding region runs from base 443 to 1396 and encodes 317 amino acids. The transcript is spliced from 6 exons. Gene Ontology annotation, cellular component: extracellular matrix.
CAUGUGACCUUAAUCUCAUUGUAUUGCAGGGUGAGCCGCUCCAGUUAUCUAUCCUUCUACAUCUGUUUGGAUUCAAUUGCAUCAUCUUGAAUUCCCAGCUUACUUCACUUACGUCUCUUCAUCUUUUGUCUCCGAACACUCCUGCCUCUGUCCUCCGCUACAUACACUCUUCACUAACUCCUUUUCUCUCCCUUUCACGUUCUGUUUGUAUUUAAUUGCAUCGUCUUAAAUUCCCUCUCCUUGUUGCGUCUUUCCAUCUUUUGUCUCCCAACACUCCUGCCUCUAACCUUAACCUUCUUCACUAGUUCAUCUCUCUCCUAUCUUCCCCCCUUCCGUUCUUAUAUUUUCUCUCAUUUGUUAUUAUUCCUCCAGGUUGUGGUGGUGGUGGCAGCGGCGAUGGCGGUGGUGGUGGGGAUAGCGAAGGGAACGCCAGCUCAUCUUCAUGGCAAUUUCCACAGCUACCAUCCACCUUCAGGCUUCUAUCUCCCCUGCAACCCCCUCCGGCCUGUAUGAAGCUCCUCCACCUCCUCCACCACCUCCUCCUCCUCCUCCACCUCCUCCACCACCACCACCUCCUCCAGGCAUGCCGUUCGUGUACUCGUGGAAGGUACUUGACGAUCCCACAGCCAACGACUACAGCCACAGCACCAACUCUGAUGGUGACUUGACCACAGGAGAGUACCGCGUGCUGCUGCCUGACGGACGCACCCAAGUCGUCACAUACACCUCCUCCCUCAGCACUGGAUACGUCGCUGAGGUGCGGGGCAUUUACCACACAAAUGCCCACCUAUGCUCCUCCCCACCUCCACCCACCUAUGCUCCCCACCCAAGCCCACCUAUGCUCCUCCCCACCUUCAUCUACUUAUGCUCCCCACCUCCACCCACCUAUGCUCCCCACCUCCACCCACCUAUGCUCCCCUCCACCCUCACCUACUUAUGCUCCCCACCUCCACCCACCUAUGCUCCCCUCCACCCAAGCCCAUCUACCACGCCCACACGCCCACAUAUAAGAAAAACUCGUGUACAUUCAAGUAAAGAGGAAGGCACAGAAGCUUUUGAGAAUAUCAAUCUUAACCAAUCCUUCCCCCCCCUUCCCCUCUCUCUCUCUCUCUCUCUCUCUCUACAGCAGAAGGGGCAUCCAUACGCCUUCAGCUACGGCGUCAAGGACUACCACACUGGGAAUGACUUUGGCCACCACGCCUCCUCUGACGGCAACACGGUGACUGGAGAGUACCGUGUCUUGCUUCCUGAUGGCCGCACUCAAGUUGUCACCUACACGGCUGACCACUACAAGGGAUACCAGGCUGAGGUGCGCUACGAGGGGGAAAUCAAGUACCACCCAGAACCCAAGCCCCAAACCCCCUACCACCCCCUGUACGUCGCCCCCCACGCCUAG